This is a messenger RNA of Chaetomium globosum CBS 148.51, 1554 nucleotides long. RefSeq lists its product as uncharacterized. Bases 1 to 1554 code for a protein of 517 amino acids. Gene Ontology annotation, molecular function: flavin adenine dinucleotide binding; N,N-dimethylaniline monooxygenase activity; NADP binding. The record is from RefSeq and is a predicted model, not a curated record. Lineage: Eukaryota; Fungi; Ascomycota; Sordariomycetes; Sordariales; Chaetomiaceae. The transcript has a single exon.
AUGGCGUCCCAAUCGCGGGUGUACAACCCCAUCAUCCACCCCUUCCUCUUCCUCUUCCAACUCUUCCAAUGGCUCACGGACAAGAUCCUCUCGCCCAACCCGCCCGGACCCAAAACGCGGCUCAGCCGCCCCAAAAUAGCCGUCAUCGGCGCCGGCAUCACAGGCGUGACCAGCGCGGCGCACUGCAUCGGACACGGGUUCGACGUGACGCUCUUCGAGGCCGGCAGCGAGGACGAGCUGGGCGGCAUCUGGAGCCGCGUCAACAACACCUCAUCCCUACAAAUCCACUCCGUCAUGUACCGCUUCCACCCGUCCGUGAAGUGGGAGCGCGGCUACCCGGACCGCCAGCAGAUCCUCAGCCAGGUGCGCGAGCUGUGGCGCCGCUACAGCCUCAACGACCGCACCCGCUUCAACACCAAGAUCGACCGCGUCUACCAGGACGAGCGCGGCCGCUGGGUCGUCAACGACGCCUCGCUCGGCCGCUUCGACGGCGUCAUCGCGGCCAUCGGCACGUGCGGCGAGCCCAAGGUCCCGCGCAUGCCGGGCAUGGACAACUUCCGUGGCGAGAUCCACCACUCCAGCCGUUUGACGGGGUCCUGCUCGUCUAAGGAUAAGACUAUGAUCAUCAUUGGAGGCGGCGCCAGCGCGGUGGAGGCGCUCGAGUUUGCGCAUGAAGAGGGCGCGAAGAAGAUCUACAUCCUGGCGCGCAGCGACAAGUGGAUCAUCCCGCGGAAUCCGCUCUGGAACAUGCUGUUGGCGAUGAAUAUUUUUGGGCAGGAGACCUUCCUGAGCUGGAUCCCCGAGCUGCUGCUGCGCAAGAUGUUUUAUCGUGAUCUGGAGGACCUAGCCCCCGCUAACAAGGGCAUCUUCACAGACACGCCAAUGGUCAAUUCGGAUAUCAUGGACAAGCUGCGGUCGAAGAAGGCCGAGUGGAUUCGCUGCGACAUCGAGGGGUUUACCGAGGAUGGCGUCAAGAUCAACCGGCGCGCCAAGGGGGUUGCGGCGGGUGGGCCGGGCCAAAAAGAUGUGAUCGAGGGUGAUGUCGUGGUUAUGGCCACAGGGUUCGCCCGUCCGAAGCUAGACUUCUUACCCGACACCUGCUUCGAGAAGCCGUACGAACCGCCGAAUUGGUACCUGCAGACCUUCCCGCCCAAUCACCCGUCCAUUUCGUGCAUCAAUUGCACCUACAUGAACGCCAUCGGGACUGUGGGCAACUGGCAUAUCGGGAUCUACACGCGCAUCCUCCUCAUGUUCUUGGUAGACCCCUUGACUCGGCCGAACCCCUUUUGGAUGAAGCGGUGGAUCGACAUGACGAGACUGUUCAAGAUGGCGUCGCCGGUUGGGCCAUUCGAAUUUUUCACUUACCUCGAGCUUGUUUGGUGGUUUUCCUUCUGCGUCGCGUUCAACCCGUUCCGGUGGAAGUGGGCAUUGUUUGUCUUCUUUGGGCUCGGCUUCAUGCUCCCGAAGAAUGUGGUGGCGGCUGAGGACAGGAUCCGCAAUGGACUUGGCAUGCGCGAGGAAACUACUGGCGAGGAUGUUGGUCUCAGCUUGUAA